AUGGAAAAGGAGGCAAGCCACCUGGAAAGACAGCAUGUUCAUAAAGUAUAUGAGAAGAUUGCUCCUUACUUCAAUGACAAACGGUACAAGGCCUGGCCAAAGGUACAAGAGUUCCUAUUAGCUCAGGAGCCAGGAAGUCUGGUGGCUGAUAUUGGCUGUGGAAAUGGGAAAUAUCUGCAUAUCAACAAUCAGACUUUUAAAAUAGGAUCUGAUUAUUGCUUACCACUGGCAGAAGCUGCAAGAAACCGGAAUUAUGAAGUAAUGGUGUGUGAUGGACUUCAGCUGCCAUACCGUGAUGAUGCCUUUGAUGCUGUUCUCUCUAUAGCUGUAAUUCACCAUUUUUCAACCAAGGAGCGCCGCGUACGAGCUAUUAAAGAGAUGGCUCGAAUUCUGAGAGUUGGUGGACGAAUGAUGAUCUAUGUAUGGGCAAUGGAACAGAAAAGAAGGAAAUUUGAGAAGCAAGACUUGCUUAUACCAUGGAAUAGGGAGCCACAAAAGGUUUCAGAGAAAAGAAAGGACCUGACUGAACCAGAUUUCAAGAACCUGCCACUGAUCAAUCCUUUGAGUAGGGUUCACAGCAAUAUGCUUUCAAAGAUUAGGACUAAACAUUCUUCAUUUGUUAAUAGGAUACCUUUAACACUUAAAAAUGGCCUCCAUUCAUCAAGAUGUUUAACACGGUCACUAGAAUCAGGGCUGGAUAUAAGUAGUAUGUAUGUAAGCAGUGAUCAGAAGCAUGAAAGCAUUCUACGUAGACUGUAUGACUACUGCACUGAAUUAGGAAAAUCCACAAAUGCGUAUCUACCCAGACUGUCCAAACCUGCUCAUUUUGUAAAACAAAUUGGUGACCUUCUACCAAAAUACAUACAAGACCUGGAAAAAAAUACUAACAAAGUCACAGAGUUAUUUAACUUUCCACUUGCUAACAAAAGUUAUUGCACAUCAUCUAAUGUAGAACUUGGUGGAGAAAUAAUCAAAGACCUUGAAAAUGUUCCAUUACCAGAUCUGAAAUCUAGUUGCAGUGGACCAAUUGAUCUCAAGCGAUGUUCUAACUCUGACAUUAAAUGUAGGAAAGAUCAGCAGAUCCCGCCAAUUGACAAUACAGACUGUCUUCGAUAUUAUCACAUAUUUAAACAGAAUGAACUUGCUGAUCUCAUAGAACAAUGUAUUCCUGAACUCCUUGUUGUGAGCACAUUUUAUGACCAUUCAAACUGGUGCGUCAUUGUUGAAAAGAACCCACUAUGGAAAAUGUUAAGUCCCCAUAACUGGUAA
Molecule: messenger RNA, 1269 nt
Organism: Staurois parvus
Lineage: Eukaryota; Metazoa; Chordata; Amphibia; Anura; Ranidae
Source: the annotation of a GenBank genome assembly